UGACACGACAAUCAAAUGUCACAUCAUAUAAGUAUAAUAAGUAACAUUUUUCAUGAGUAAAUAAACCGAAUUACUUAUAUGAGAUAAAAAUAAAAAUAACAAAUAAUUUUUACUUUUCUAUAUGAAUAAUCCAGCUAUAGACUUAGGUUAAAAAUAUAUACUAAAAAUGGGGUGCUGUUAUAGUUUUUUUUGCAAAGAUGACACUACCUCGCAGCCAGGAGAAGCUAACGAAAGAACACAUCUACUAAUAGACCCAGUUUCAAGUAACACAAAUAUCCAGAGGGUUAACAGCGAAGAUAUAUUAAGCCGCAAUCUAAAUAAUUUACCUAAAAAGACUGAUGAGCAAUCCGCAUUGAACAGAAUACUACAAGAAACUGCUACGAAUGUUAUAGAUGUUGCUGCCUUAGAUUCCCACAAUUUACAACAACACGAAUAUUUAGAAAGGAUGAAGAUUUACAACGUUAGGGUGCAACAAGUUUUGGCUAGUAAUAAACAUAAGUACAUCAAAAAAUUAAACUUUAUUUUGCAAGAUAUACCUAAUCCUGAUAAGGUGCUUAGUUCGGAAUCAAUAAGUGUCGAUGAUCUAAAUAUGAUAACUUCCUUUGUAAGUUCAGCAGAUGCAGCCAUUAAUGAAAUUAAAGUAGAACACAAAGAAGAUCUUGUGGUACCGUUCGGUCUUAAUGGUUAACUAUAUUUGAUUGAAUAAUUCAUAUUACACAAACUUUAUAUAUUGCAAGUAGAUGUUUAAAAAAUGCUCGUUCAUUUAUCUUUACUAUAACAUCAAUCUAAAAUUCAAUUUUUAUGAUAGCUGCCACACAAUCAAACUCGUUUUAUUCAAUUAUUUGCACAAAAAUUGAAGUGCAUGUUUAUAAAUAUUGUAUUUUCGAACAGUGUUGGAGUAGGCAAUUUUGGCUCUAACAUAUUUAGUUCUUCAUAAUAUAAAAAUGAUUCUACAUAAAAGAGUGUUAGAGAUAACAUCCCCAUAAUUUUAACAAAAUGGAGCAAAAUUAAACCUAAAUAUAUGUUUUUAAGUAGAUUUUAUAUUUUUCUGUCUUAUAUGUAUUGAUAAUUUUUUAUUCAUGUAUCGUUUUUUUUUUUUAAUUUAUCUUACUUAAUUUUCUAUUUUGCGAGAUAUGGACGAUUUUUUUUAUAAAGAAACUGUUGAUUUUAAGGGUUUAUCUAUUUGUCAUUUGUUAAACUAAUGAGGGUGUUACCUCUAACCCUGUAUAAAAUAAAAUGUAGUAUUCAUAUUUUUUGAAGUGAUACUUCUUAUGACCCCGCAUGGCCUGAAUAAUAUGAAGAGUGAAAUGAUAAAAAACGACACAUUUUGAUUUUCAGACACCUUGAUAGCCUUGAAAUCCCAUUCCGACUGUGUACGAAUAAAUUCAAAUAAAUUAAAUGACUAAAGUCAUAUUUUCUAAUUCAUCCCAUUUCUUUUUUUUUUUUAGUUUCAGAGGGAAUUGGUCUAAGAGGUUUCACUUCUAUUAUGCGUUUGAUAACACAAAUUCUUUUUUUCUAAUAACUAACAAAUCAUAUUUUUCAAUAAACAAAUAUACCUUAAUGAAUGAAAACUGGAAUAUAUUCUUUAUUAAUAUCAUAAUAUUACCUUUAAUAUCAUGCAUAUUAUGGAUUAAUUAUAUUUAUUGUUAUAUAGAACAGAUACAAAUAUUAUAUUUUUAAGUCAAAAUUAUAUCCUAUAGUUAUAUUAUAAUUUUUUAAUCGAUCACAAUGAUUGCUUUAAACGAAAUCAACAAUAUUGGACAGCAUUACUCAUUUAUCUGACUUGGAAUCAGCUUGUAAUUGAACGUAGUCUGACACUGUUUUUAAAAUAAUGACAGGAUGAUUUUGUG
This is a messenger RNA of Psylliodes chrysocephalus, 1850 nucleotides long. NCBI's taxonomy places the organism in Eukaryota, Metazoa, Arthropoda, Insecta, Coleoptera, Chrysomelidae. The record is from the annotation of a GenBank genome assembly.